Messenger RNA from Dipodomys ordii (Ord's kangaroo rat), 1911 nucleotides. RefSeq names its product BPI fold containing family B, member 1 (gene Bpifb1). NCBI's taxonomy places the organism in Eukaryota, Metazoa, Chordata, Mammalia, Rodentia, Heteromyidae. The transcript is spliced from 19 exons. The record is from RefSeq and is a predicted model, not a curated record. Gene Ontology annotation, molecular function: lipid binding. Bases 1 to 1911 code for a protein of 636 amino acids.
AUGACCUUAGAGCGUUACUGUCGGCUCCCAACACAGAAGCCCAGGAUCCUCACAGUCAGGGCGAGCAAAGAGCAGGAGUUCACAGCCCCAGGAGGACACGGACUCCACAGGCUCAGGAGGCUACAGAGCGAGCUGCACGUGGAUCUGGAGGCUCUGGUGGUGGACACAGCUGCACCCACGAGGCCCACCCAGAGCAAGUGCAGACCUCCCCCCACCUUGGUGUUGACCCCCAUUGGGGUGCUGGCCUCUGCACUACCAUCUGACAUGCUCGUCUGUGGUCCCCAACUGGGGUUGGCGUCCAUCGCCAUGCUAGCCUGCCUCCUACUUGUUCGUUGCCCUUUUAAGGUUUUAGAAGGGAAGACUCCAUCUUUAACAAGGAGGGAGAAGGGAGGCUCUGCCACCGGCCAUCAGCUGCUCACCAGCACCCAGAAGAUGACCAGCCUGUGGGUCUUCACCUGCCUCGGUGCCUUUCUGGGAGCCAAAUUGGUCCCAGUCACCUCUGCCCCGCCUGCGGUGCUCACCCUGGGCCCAGAAGUCAUCAAUGAGAUGCUGACUGAGCAACUGAAGGACCAGGGUGCCACAACCAUCCUCCAUAAGCUGCCCCUGCUGAGCGCCAUGAGGGAGGAGCCCAGCGGGGGCAUUCCCCUGCUGGGCAGCCUGGUCAGCUCCGUCCUGAAGCACAUCAUCUGGCUGAGGGUGACCUCUGCGAGCAUCCUCCAGCUGCAAGUGCAGCCCACUGUCCAAGACCAGGAACUGGUGGUCAGGAUCCCCCUGGAUAUGGUGGCGGGAUUCAACACGCCGCUGGUGAAGACCAUCGUGGGGUUCCACAUGGAGACCGAGGUCCAAGCCUUCAUCGGGGUGCAGAGCAGCCCUGACGGCCCCCACCGCCUGGUCCUCAGAGACUGCCUCAGCAGUCAGAGCAGCCUGCGCAUCAGCCUGCUGAACAAGCUGUCCUUCCUGGUCAACUCCUUAGCAGACAAGGUCAUAAAUCUCCUGGUACCAGCCCUGCCCCAGAUGGUGAAAGAGGAGCUGUGCCCUGUGAUCCAGACAGCAUUCGAUGGCAUGUAUGCAGACUUCCUGAAGCUGGUGAAGGCACCCAUUUUCCUCAGCCCUGGAUUGCUGAGAUUUGACCUACUGUCUCCUGCCAUCACAGGCAGUAACAUCCAGCUCAACCUGCAGGCCAAGUUGCUGGACUCAAAGGCCAAGGUGACCAAGUGGUUCAAUAACUCUGAUUCCUCCCUGGCACUGCCCACCCAGCGCAGAGCUCCUUUCAGCCUCAUCAUUAGGGAGGACGUGGUGAGCGAUGUAGUGGCUUCCAUACUCUUUCCAGAAGAGCUGAUGUUCCUGCUGGACUUCGUGCUUCCUGAACUGGCCCGUGAGCUGAAGAUGAGCAUUGAGACCUUCAACAAAACGGCCGCAAGUUUGCUGGGCCCUACCCAGAUCAUGAAGAUCGUUUUGAAGAACAGCCCCCAGAUCUUUCUGAGCCAGACUGGAGCCAAGAUGGCCCAACUGGUCACGCUGGAAGUGUUUGCCAGCAACAAAGACGUCCGGCCCUUCUUCACCCUAGGCAUCGAAGCCAGUUCAGAAGCUCAGUUUUAUGCUGAAGAUGACCGACUUAUACUCAACUUUAAUGACCUCAGUUGCAAUCGGAUACACUUGAUGAUCUCUGAUAUCAACUUGUUCAAUACGGACGUCCUGAAGAGUGUCCUCACCAAGGUCCUCAGCGCUACGCUGCUGUCCAAUGAGAAUGGAAAAUUAAGACAUGGGAUCCCAAUGCCAAUAGUGAAGACCUUGGGAUACGACAUGGCCUCGUGGUCCGUGUUCCAGAUCAUCUCUCGCAGUGAAGACGGAACGCUGGCCACCCAGGGUCAUCUGGGUCCCAGCAGGGAGCGUAGGAGCCAGCUCGGCUGA